AUGUCGUCGGCGGCACCCGCGCCCCAGUACACCCAGAACCUCUACGUGCCUACCGGUAGAAUCAAGUCCGAGAAUGGCUCUGAGCGCGGUGUCUCACCUCACCCUUCUGAUCCUUCGUCACGUUAUUCUUCUCAAGCCCCUCCUGCCAUUCACCCCGCCGCCUACCCACCUCAAGGCCUGAACAGCCUUGGCCCUGCCAUGCGCUACCCCUCGCCUUCUCAGCUGCAUCAACAGAUGCCCUUGAUUCAACAUAGCUACCACCCCGCCUCGAACGAUCCGGCAUAUGCUCAACCACCCAUGAACGCGGCCCCUCCGCCGGUCCAGGAUCAACAACCUCAGCAAGAAGGAACCCAGCGCAGCACCGGCAGCGGCCUGCCCAAGGCCUUUGCAUGCUCGACCUGUGGCAAGGGGUUCGCUCGCAGAAGUGAUCUCGCCAGACAUGGAUGCGGAAAGCAGUUCAUUCAGCGCUCUGCUCUUACAGUGCACUCUCGCGUCCACACUGGAGAAAAGCCCCACAUGUGUGAGCGCUGUGGCAAGCCCUUCAGCGAUUCAUCGUCUCUUGCGCGUCACCGCAGAAUCCACUCUGGCAAGAGACCUUACAAGUGCCCCUAUGCCGACUGCCAGAAGACUUUCACGCGUCGCACAACUCUGACGCGUCACCAAAACCACCACACCGGCACCAUUGAAGAGUCAGCCGCUGCCACCGCUGCCGCCUUGGCCUCGCGUGCCUCGAUGCAGACGCGUGGAUCGCGUUCUGAUGGAGAAGAAUACUCGGAGAACAAGUCGCCGAUGCCCACUCCCUCGCCUCACGACCGCCCUGUUUCAGUCUCGCCCGCCGGCGGUAUGAACGGUGUUGCUGCGCUUCAGCGUCAAACUUCGGACUACUACAUGAAUGCCAUGAACGGUGGUAUGACGAUGCCCCCUCACAUGCGCAACGAGAUGGCUACGCACAGCCCGCGCUCCGCAUCUCCGGCCAACUCUCAUUAUUCCAUGCCCAGCUCGGCCAGUCAAGCCCGCCAGCCAUUGACCUCCCACCCUGGUGCAUACCCUCUUCCAUCAACGUUGGAGCCACCCACUACAAACCCCCCAAGCCAGAACGGCAGCGUUGGUGGCAGCCCCCACAUGGGUGGCUCUGGCUGGCAGUCUCCUGCUCACCAAUCAAUCGGUGGAGCGCAGCAGGCCGACUACUCGUACCCUGACCCCAACACUCAGCAGUACGUGCAGAACGCUCAGAACCUGUAUUACCAGAACCAAAAUAUGCGUCGCCCUCAAAGCACGGAUCCCAUGGACCCUUACCAUGCACAACGCAUUGGCCACGUCGGCCAGGAGCUCUGGGCCCAACACCCGCAAUAA
This is a messenger RNA of Aureobasidium uvarum, 1353 nucleotides long. The record is from the annotation of a GenBank genome assembly. NCBI's taxonomy places the organism in Eukaryota, Fungi, Ascomycota, Dothideomycetes, Dothideales, Saccotheciaceae.